AUGGAUGUCAAUCACCCCAAGGCCACUAGGCCUGAAACUCUGUUACUUCCCACAAAAGCCGAUUUCGGUGGCAAUGAUAGUGCGUCCACCGCGCCUGUGGAGCGGACGAAAGAAGUGGCUGCUCCUACGACUCUCACCAAGUCCAACCCAACCACCCUCCCGAAAACCAAACCUCCGGCCCAGCUGGUCAAAUUUCGGAAGCGAAAGCGAAAAUCAGAACUACCCACUUCCAGUCUCGAAACAUUGAGUGAAAAUCCUUGGUCGGUUUAUAUCAAAGGCAUUGAGAUCUUUCCGCGAAAGGGAAUAUUUCUGGCCCAGAACAGAGAGGACAAAAUGGAGCUGGUCCACAUUCAACAGCUCAAGGCGGAGCCAACCUCAAUACAAUCGUUGAUAAAGACUGUCAAUGGCCUCUCUUACCGCAGUUUCCCGCAGCUCUUGUGUCACUACCAAUAUGAGGAUCACUCGUUCCUUGUGUGGGAGCCGGUCGAAUGCUCUUUGUCUCAGGUCCUGGGAUCCAAGUACGUCCUAAGUGAGACCGAGAUUGCCUCGAUUGUGUGGCCAAUCCUUAUCGGAAUCAGAUAUCUCCGCGAUUGCGAUAGAGCACUUGCCACACUCACCAACGACGAGGUCUUGUUUACAGGGUCUGGUGGGGUCCGCAUUGCUGGCGUGGAACGAAGUUGCCGCAUCGAUCCUGAGGACAUGAAUGCGGCUACACUGAAGCUGACCGCAUUGUCAGAGAUUGUCAAAAGAUUAAUGAAAAAGAACGAAAAAUUCGACUCUGAUUUUUCGUGGAGUGCAGAGGCUCGGAAUCUGCCACACAGGCUGGAUACGGUCGAAGUGGACGAACUGAUGCUGGACGGCUUUUUUGCUUCCCUGAAAGGUGAGGCAGAACUGAAACUUAUGGUGAAUAUCGUAAACAAGACCUCGCACUACGAUGUCAACUUUCCGGCACGCAAUUGA
Penicillium nucicola is the source of this 960-nucleotide messenger RNA. RefSeq lists its product as uncharacterized. The coding region runs from base 1 to 960 and encodes 319 amino acids. The record is from RefSeq and is a predicted model, not a curated record. The transcript has 4 exons. NCBI's taxonomy places the organism in Eukaryota, Fungi, Ascomycota, Eurotiomycetes, Eurotiales, Aspergillaceae.